CGGCGCCAGACCGACCCUCGGCUUCGGCGAGGCAGUGCGGUUCCUUUGGGCGCUGCCGCACUCCCUCAGCCUCCGGCUCCGGCUCAGGCUUCAGCUCCGGCUGCAGCUGCGGCUGCCUCCCCCGAGUCGCGCUCUCUCGGUGGAUGUUCCACCUCUGACCGGACAAGAGAUAUGUCCACUCCGGCCCGGCGCCGUCUUAUGAGAGACUUCAAGAGGUUGCAAGAAGAUCCUCCAGCUGGAGUGAGUGGCGCUCCUUCGGAGAAUAACAUAAUGGUUUGGAACGCGGUCAUUUUUGGGCCUGAAGGGACUCCAUUUGAAGAUGGAACAUUUAAGCUUACAAUAGAAUUCACUGAGGAAUAUCCGAAUAAACCACCUACUGUCAGAUUUGUCUCUAAAAUGUUUCAUCCGAAUGUUUAUGCUGACGGUAGCAUAUGUUUGGAUAUACUUCAAAACCGCUGGAGCCCGACCUACGAUGUAUCUUCUAUUUUAACAUCUAUCCAGUCUCUGUUGGAUGAACCUAAUCCGAAUAGUCCGGCAAACAGCCAGGCCGCCCAGCUGUACCAAGAGAAUAAGAGGGAAUAUGAAAAACGUGUUUCUGCAAUAGUAGAACAAAGUUGGCGUGAUUGUUGACCACAAGUAGAAGAGGGUGGUCAUACAAAAAAAAUGUGUGUUUAUCACAUUAUUACUGCUAAUGUCAUUACAUUUACUUUAUAAAAGCAAAUAGCUGUUGUGCUGUUUCUGUCUUC
Molecule: messenger RNA, 746 nt
Organism: Perognathus longimembris pacificus (Pacific pocket mouse)
Lineage: Eukaryota; Metazoa; Chordata; Mammalia; Rodentia; Heteromyidae
Gene: Ube2a
Product: ubiquitin conjugating enzyme E2 A
Exons: 6
Coding region: 172-630 (152 amino acids)
Biological process (GO): protein polyubiquitination; proteasome-mediated ubiquitin-dependent protein catabolic process; DNA repair
Cellular component (GO): HULC complex
Molecular function (GO): ubiquitin conjugating enzyme activity
Source: RefSeq, a predicted model, not a curated record